Messenger RNA from Penicillium subrubescens, 867 nucleotides. RefSeq lists its product as uncharacterized. Bases 1 to 867 code for a protein of 288 amino acids. The transcript is spliced from 2 exons. The record is from RefSeq and is a predicted model, not a curated record. Gene Ontology annotation, biological process: retrograde vesicle-mediated transport, Golgi to endoplasmic reticulum. NCBI's taxonomy places the organism in Eukaryota, Fungi, Ascomycota, Eurotiomycetes, Eurotiales, Aspergillaceae.
AUGUCUACCCCCGAGGAGUCGCCUGCCCAGCGCGCCGCCCGCCUGCGACGUGAACGUCGCGAGGCCAAAAUCAAAGAAGGAGGCUCAGCUCGCCUGGACAAGAUCACUAGCCUCAGUGGCCGUAACCCGCAGUCAGUACGUGAAGAAGAAGCUUCGCCAUCUCCUCAGCUCGCAGUAUCGCCAUCCCCGUCUCCCGUACCACAGACCCGGCCAGCGCCAGCUCCUCAGCCGGAAAUGCCCUCCGCCGAAUCCCUCCAAGCCCAGCAGGAAGCUUUCCGUGCCAUGUUGCGACAGGUGGCCCCAGAACAAGGACAACAGUCGAACGAUGUAGAGGAUCCGACACUGAAGUUGCUGGAGAACCUCCUGGGUGCCAUGCCCGGUGAUGGAAAUGCACCCCCACCUGCUGCUCCGGGUACCCCGGGUGCUAUGCCUGGGCAGUCUGGGCCAGGCCUCUCGCCAGCCGCCAUCGCAUCCGCACUUGGUGUUCCGCCAUUCCUCGCAAACAUGCUGGGCGGAGCAUCUCAACCACCGACCGAGAAGGAGCAGAAGACUGUGCGGAUGUGGGAGGCUUUCCAUGGCCUGUUCGCGGUUGGGGUGGCCAUCUAUUUGUUGUUUAUUAUUGGCACCUCAGUUGCGACAUUCGGUAGCCCACCACCGAAGCCCGCUACGGCGCAAAACCCAUUUUUGAUCUUCGUUACUGGAGAGAUGGUCCUUACUGGAGGGCGGGUUUUAUUCGGUGGAAAACAAGCGGGACUUGGGAUGGUGGUGCAGCUAUUGAGGGACAUCGUUCGUGACGGAAGUCUUGUGAUAUUUGCGCUCGGCCUGGGUGCUUGGUACAACCGCGAGUGGCAGGCUGUUGGUUAUUGA